This is a messenger RNA of Fusarium redolens, 1107 nucleotides long. RefSeq lists its product as uncharacterized. Lineage: Eukaryota; Fungi; Ascomycota; Sordariomycetes; Hypocreales; Nectriaceae. The record is from RefSeq and is a predicted model, not a curated record. The coding region runs from base 1 to 1107 and encodes 368 amino acids. The transcript has a single exon.
AUGGCCACCUUUCAGAGCCUCCCGGCUGAGAUCCGGCACAAAAUCUAUUUCCUCGCUACACCAGCUCGUGUCGUCCAUGUCAAAGCUGACUUUCUCUAUUCCAGCGAACUUGAUACUCUCUGGAGGGUUUCAGGGUACUCAGGGUCCUUUAAAAAUUGGCUGAGAUACAAAAAGGGCGCAAUUGCAUAUUUCUACAGCAAUUCUCCAAUCCCCGUCCUGCUUCAUACCUGCUUCGAAUCGCGAGACCUUCUGAUGAAGAUGGGGUACCAGCUCACUUUCAAGACCAAGUCACACGGGCCAAGAACGUGGUUCAACUAUGAUCGAGACGUCUUAUUUAAACGUGACGAUACUUGCGAAGUUGCAGAGUUCGAUCCAGUUGAUGCUAUCAGAGUGCGUCAGCUGGCUGUUGAUCAUUUCACCGGUUGCCUCUACGGCGCGUGCCAAUUGCAGGGGGCCAAUGGACCGAUCUGGUGGCCAGCUUACACUAGCUCCUCUCUCUAUUCACACUUCAGGGAGUUCACGGCCCUCGAGGAGCUUCUUCUGGUUGACUGGACUCGAAACACUGUCCCCAAAGGGCUGACAAAUGACACGGACUAUCCUGUCAAACCUCCUUCGAAGCGACACAGAUACGACAUAGAGAAUCUCUGGAAAUGCGUGAAAGUUGAGGACAGCUCCCUAAUACGAACGGUGUACGACUCCGACCCUAGGGAAGAAUACCGUAUUGGACCAGAGAUUUCCAGAACAGUCAAUCACCAUCCUGCACCUGGUCUUGCAGACUGGGGUACGUUCAGCACACAGAGUGCAUGCCUACAGUCGGAACUUGUUCAGCACUGGAAACGAGAAAAUAAUUUCGCCGAAGGAUGGAGGGCGCCGAGAGUAACCCCCGUGCACUUGAUUGAUGAACAACAGAAGGAGAUCCUGCAACAAAAACAGAAGUUGGCUGUUGAUGAAUUGCACAGACUGCGGAGAUACUGGGCUCUUGUGUUACAGGAGAGAAAAGAACGAAUAGAUGCUAGGAGAUCUGAGAUUAGUUCACGUGAACAUCAGUAUCUCUCGGCAUAUUCUUGGGAGAAGAUCUGCUGGAUCGAGAAGGAUGUCUUUUCAUAG